GGAGGUUUUGCGGCGGUCACCUUCUUCACGUGAGCCAGGCGGCGGCUGGAGAAGUCAAGCUCGCACUUCCACAGGGUCUUCAGAGCAGCCAUGGUCGAAAUUCCCAAGGGCGACCCAGAGAAGGGCAAGAAGAUCUUCGUGCAGCGCUGCGCCCAGUGCCACACGGUGGAAGCCGGAGGCAAGCACAAGACUGGUCCCAAUCUACAUGGGCUCAUCGGACGCAAGACGGGACAGGCGGCAGGCUUCAGCUACACAGACGCCAACAAGAGCAAAGGCAUCACCUGGAACCGGGACACAUUGUUCAUCUACCUGGAAGACCCCAAGAAGUACAUUCCGGGCACAAAGAUGGUGUUUGCGGGCCUGAAAAAGACGCAGGACCGGGGAGACCUGAUUGCCUACCUGGAGCAGUCCACCAAGUAGAUCUGUCGCACUGCCAAGGCCACAGGAGGGUGACCCGGCACCUCCCCAUCAAGUAAAUUAUCGCCGUCACACCACUAUCAGGAGCCGGGUCGCCAAGUCUUAGAGGCGCCGCUUGUUCCCUCGGGAAAUAAAAGAUGUCUACCACUGUUAA
Ixodes scapularis (black-legged tick) is the source of this 571-nucleotide messenger RNA. Its product is annotated as cytochrome c. Gene Ontology annotation, biological process: mitochondrial electron transport, cytochrome c to oxygen; mitochondrial electron transport, ubiquinol to cytochrome c. NCBI's taxonomy places the organism in Eukaryota, Metazoa, Arthropoda, Arachnida, Ixodida, Ixodidae. The transcript is spliced from 3 exons. Gene Ontology annotation, cellular component: mitochondrial intermembrane space. Gene Ontology annotation, molecular function: heme binding; electron transfer activity. The record is from RefSeq and is a predicted model, not a curated record. The coding region runs from base 91 to 420 and encodes 109 amino acids.